GUUCCAGGAAGUUUGACAGAGGUGGCUCUGCAUUCUGCCACAGAGAAACGAGAACAGUUUGGAAACCUUUAUAGUGUAUUUUUUAGACUAUAACACACAAAUGUGUUACAGUUUCGGUUUAUACAAUUCUCCUGGAUUAUUUCAGGACUUUUAGAAGCUUUGCUGUAUGGUAAUGACUUUAGGGGACGGACACAGAGGAGAAAAGCAAGAUCAUGCGGUCACAUCAGGUCCCCCGCGCGAUCCCGCAACAUUUUAAAAUCCUCUAACGUUACAUAUCGUGUACUCUAUAUACAAACAAGUGUUUAUUUUCAGCAGAAUGAGGUCUGCAGACAGCAGACAUCUAAUCUCAGCGAUUAGAUAUGUAUUUAACGGAAGAAGGACUAAUUAUUUAAGGUUUGACACGGAGUUCUUCCUCCGGCACUUGAGAGGUUCACGCAUGUUGUUCAGAGAUUUGAGUACCUCAGUUAAAACUCUACAGUAUGACCUGAAAAAAUCAGACAUAGCUAAAUCUGGCAAUAGGAAGUUAUUCUUUGACACUCAUGCAAUGGUUCAGCUGCUUGAGGAAAGCGGCUUCGUGACCCAGCAGGCAGAGGUCAUUGUCAAUAUGAUGGUAAAUAUCACAAAUUCAAACAUGGACGUUAUGUACGGUGACAUGGCUACCAAAACACAGCAGGAAAUCAUGUUACAGAAAGUCAUGUCUCAUAUUGCUGCUGUAAAAAAGGACAUGAUCAUUCUGGAGAAGAGUGAAUUCUCAGCAUUACUAGCAGAGAAUGAGAAAAUCAAGGUUGAGCUGUCACAGCUAAGAAUACAACUCACUGAUGUGAUGAACAAAAGGCGUGCAGAUGCCAUUUUGGAUUUGAAUGUAGAAAAAAGUCGCGUGAAGGAGAUGACAGUCGACUUUGACAGAAAGCUCAUAGGGACCAGGAAUGAAUUGAUGGAAAUGCAUUCUGAGCAGGAUCGUCACAUGACACAGACUAACAUGAAAAUCGACACAGAAGUGGCGGGCCUGAAGACUUUGCUGGAGUCACAUAAACUGGAUACCAUCAAAUAUCUGGCAGGUUCAGUCUUCACGUGUCUCACAGUCAUACUUGGAUUCUAUCGGCUAUGGAUGUAGACAUCAGCAGACUUUGUUCUUCCUGAGAAAAUGUGUCAUCAGCCUCGGGUCUCAAGAAGAGCUCCUGUAGGAGAAAAUGUUGAUUCCUGCACUGUUGUAUCAAUCUCUGUUAGGAAAAAACAAAGCAUAUUUACAUACCUAGAUAGUACUUAUAUACAUAGUGCUACACCUUGUAUUAGUUUAUGAUGUUCAUGCUUAUUAAAACCAGUGUCAACUGAUGAAUCAAUCCCAAGAUAAUACAAUACACAAAUAUGCCAAAGAAGGUGCAAGGCAUGUGAUAAAUCAAAGAUUCUUGCAAAUAAAUAUACAUAGCCAUUUAUUUUAAACACAGCUAUUAACUUUGCAUUUGUUUAUGUUGUGCAUCAGUCAGAUUUUUAUGUGUGAUGUAAUAAUGCCGAUUAAUUACCCUGCAUGUUUAAGCAAUAGUGAAGUGAAGCACAGCCUAGUAUGGUGACCUUGCAUUUAACCGCACACACACACGCACACACAGAGCAGUGGGCAGCCAUUUAUGCUGUGGCGUCCGGUUCGGUGGCUUGCUCAAGGACACCUAAGUCGUGAUAUUGCUGGCCUGAGACCCUACCCCCUAACCUUAGGGUUAGGAGUCCUACUCUCUAACCACUAGGCCAUGACUUCCCCUACAGUAGUGCUGUUGUACUGAAUAUCAGCACAGCUGUGACGAAGCUCUGACAAACAGUUGUAUGAUGUCAAUUAAAGUGCCUUGGGUUGUUCUGGUAAUGGAAUGUAUUGCAUGUAUUUGUCAAAAUGAUUACAAUUCAUGUUGAAAACUUGAUUAGAGGUGAGAACUAAAUGCACAAGAUGUACAAAAAAAGUGUAUAUAUUUUUAUUGUAAUAUGUUCCUGAUUCAAUGCAAGUCACAGUUAUUCUGAUGAAUAAAACAUAAGUCUUGAA
Molecule: messenger RNA, 2023 nt
Organism: Carassius auratus (goldfish)
Lineage: Eukaryota; Metazoa; Chordata; Actinopteri; Cypriniformes; Cyprinidae
Gene: mcur1
Product: mitochondrial calcium uniporter regulator 1
Exons: 9
Coding region: 317-1114 (265 amino acids)
Biological process (GO): positive regulation of mitochondrial calcium ion concentration; calcium import into the mitochondrion
Cellular component (GO): mitochondrion; mitochondrial inner membrane
Source: RefSeq, a predicted model, not a curated record